Messenger RNA from Iphiclides podalirius (scarce swallowtail), 1152 nucleotides. The record is from the annotation of a GenBank genome assembly. Lineage: Eukaryota; Metazoa; Arthropoda; Insecta; Lepidoptera; Papilionidae.
AUGAUUCGCGGUAAAAACAAAUUCUCGUGGACUGCUUAUUACGACAUCGACGAUAUUCAUCGUUACUUGACUAAUAUGAGUGAGACUUUCUCGAAGUGGUCACAACUUAUCGUCGGUGGACGAAGCUACCAGGGCCGCUCUAUUCUGGGCUUGCGGAUCAACAUACCCGGUCUGAACGGUUCACCUAAGCCAGUUAUAUUCAUCGAAUCGGGUAUCCACGCAAGGGAGUGGAUAGCUCCGGCCACAACGACUUACUUUAUUAACCAGCUCCUAACAAGCACCGAUCAAAAUAUAAUAGCCCUGCGAAAUCAAUUUGACUGGCGAAUUUUUCCCUCUGUCAACCCUGAUGGUUAUCACUACAGCUACACAGUGGAUCGGUUUUGGAGAAAGACCGUUUCGAAUUCAAAUCAUAGGUGCUUUGGAGCAGAUCCCAACAGAAAUUGGGAUUACAACUGGGGACAACACUCAUCGACGCAUAACCCAUGCGACUAUGAAACAUACGCUGGCUCUAGGCCGUUCUCUGAAAUUGAAACUCGAUCGCUAUCCUCAUAUAUCCAGAGCAUUAAUAAUCUGAUGAUGUACAUCAGCUUCCAUUCAUACGCUGCGAUGCUGUUAGUCCCAUUCUCCGAUUCCACAGAACAUGUACAUAAUUACAAUGACCUGAUAAGAGUUGGUAAAUCAUCACUCGACUAUGGUUAUAGUUUCAACAAAAAUAAAAGAUACAAGGGACCUGCCACGGCGGCGGAGUUACUAUAUAAAGCUUCAGGCGGCAGCAUGGAUUGGGUCCGCCAUACUUUAGGAACACCACUGGUUUAUACCUAUGAACUGCGUGGAAACUCUUUCCACUGGCCACCAUCUAGAAUCCAGGAACAAGGAGACGAAGUCACUCAAAUGAUCCUGGGAUUGGCCACCGAAGCGAACAACGAAGAACCAAGUUAUGUCGGACUCACACUCACGGUGGUCGCCAUCUGCUCUAAUCACGGGAUCUCCACACUACCGCAGCCCCUCCUUAGCUUGCCUAUGAUAGCCCUUUCAGGGACGGGAUUACGCUGGCCUCAGCAUCCCCGCGGUGGAGACUACUUAAAGCCACCGACCUCCUUUAGCGGGCUUGACUGGGCAAUUAAGGGCUUCACCCCAAUCGCUCAUGACCUA